GGUGAAUUGUCAAGCUGUGUCCCUGUGAGUGUGGACAAUGACAGAGAGGAUGAAGAUGACUCGUGGGAACCUCUGUCUUCUACACGGCUCACUCAGGACGCUUCACAGUCUGUAAAAUCUCAGGAGCCUGUCUGAGCAGAGAUGGAUUCUCACUGGGGAGGGACAGAGAUGAGGACGUGACUCAGACAGAGAGAGCUGAGAAGUCUGAGACACAGAGGAAGAGAGAGGUGACCUAUGGGAUGCUUAUGGGUCAGGGUCGGGGAUGGCUGGGAGGAAUGGCUCCCCGGAAUAUAAUAUAAACUUAAUAAAUAUAUUCCUGUAGGCAUGUGGGUGCAAUUGAACAUGGAAUUCAGAGACCGUUGGUGCCUAUGACCAGAUUUACAUGAAGUCGAGAGUUAUCAAAUUUCAUUGCUUAUAACUCAGGAUUGUCUUUUGCAAGAGUAGCAGUUGGUAUUAACCACAGAGCUAUUACUUCAGUGCCUCAUAUUCUAAAAUUUAGAUGUCCUGAAAAGAAAAUUGUGGUAUACCCACUGUGGCCCAUUCCAUGUCUUCAGAUAUAUGAAGUUGUUGACUCUGGGAAACAAGGAAAGUAGCUUUCUGUUUUUACUUUUAUUCCAAAGCCUUGUGGAAAAUUACAAAUAAUGAAAAUCUCAUACGCUGCACACUGAUUUUUCCUAUGGAUUACUGGUUCUCCCACAGGGUUAGUAAAUACCCUGGUUCCCCCUUAACUGGGCUCUCAUGUCUGGCUUCAGUGGGAAAGGAUGCACUUGACCCAGCAGAGACUUGGUGCACCAUAGUGUGGAGAUACCCAGGUCCUACAUCCUCUCAGAGCAGAAACAGAAGAGAUUGGGGGAAGGGACUCUGUGAGGGCAGGGGACCUAGAGUGGGGAGAGUGAUCAUGGUGAUAAUAUAUAAAUUAUUGGAGAAACAAAAAAAAGAGAGAGAGAGAGAAAGAAAGGAAAUUUUUGAGUCUAUACACACUAUAUUCUCCCCUAAAAGGUAUCUGGAACGACUCCUCUUACAAGAGCUUCAAUAAGCUCUUCAAAGAAAGCCAGACAGAAAAAAAAGCAUUCAAAGACAUAAUCCUAUCUAGAGGCUUUUUGUUUCAAUCAACUGCAUUCUGACCUUGGUCAUAAUAGGUCCAUGCUCAUCCUAUGAUGAAAAUGCAUUCUAACUUCAGUGAUCCUAUUAGUCUGUAGGAGCUCCUAUACUGUUCAAAUGUCUAAAGUCUCCUCUGACACUCAAGGCAAUAUCUUGAAAGCAACGACUUGUAAAAUUAGAGAGCAAGUUUAUCUUUCAAAUAUACAAUGGCACAGAAUGCCCCUUCCCAUUCCAAUAGAUAGGAAUGUGCACAUAGAGAAGAUUGGGCCAUGGCAAGAAGCAAAGCAUGGUAAACACCAGACCCUGUAGCUUUGUUUCAGACACAUUGGACUUCUUUUUAUAAAGGCUUAGAUGGCCCUAUUCUUGUGACUUCUCAUACAUCUCUCAGUUUGGGUACUUCUUCUCUCCCUGCAUGCAUAUCUUCAUGGCAGAUUUCUCAAUGCAUUAGGUAUCUCAACACCCUGUGGUUGCAAAAUGCAACUUAAACAUCAUCCUCACAACUUCAAUGCAAUGAACUCUCACAGAGUCUUCCCUGGGACUCUGACCCUGCCAAAAGAUGGCUGCAGUAGUGCUAAACUGAAAACAUGAAGAAGUCAUGACUGAAAUUUUCAUCUUUCAGUUCCCAGAAGCAGCACAAUAUGGAUGAUUCUGUCAAGUUUGACUUCUAAGUUGCUGGACCCUGCCUCAUUUGGACCACAUUUGCAGCAGGUUUCAUUUAAAGUUUCUUCGUGGGUCUAAGAAGCACUUUCCCUACUACUUCCAUUAAUUUACGACUUAGCAGGAGGAAGUGUUGCACUUAGGGUACCUUCUUAGACAUAUACCCACAAGGGCAUGUGCUCCACUAUGUUCAUAGCCUUUUUAUUUAUAACAGCUAGAAACUGGAAACAAUGCAGAUGUCCCUCAACUGAAAUAAGGGUACAGAAAAUGUGGCUCAUUUACAAAAUUGGAAUGCUAUUCACCUAUUAAAAACAAGGUCAUUAUGAUAUUUGCAGGCAAAUGGAUACAACUAGAAACUAUCACCCCGAGUGACGUAUCCCAGACCCAAAAGGACAUUCAUGUUUGUACUCACUUACAAUUGAAUAUUAACCAUAAAGUACAGAAUAUCCACAUUACACUCCAUAGACCCAGGGAAACUAAACAAGAAGGAAGACCCAAAUGAGCAUGGUUGAAUCUCAUUCAAAAGGGGGAAUAAAACAGUCAGAGGAGGCAGAUGGAGGAAAGAGGACUGGAUGGGAGAGUGGAUAAGUAAGGGGAAGGUGGUUGGGGAGUCAGGAAAAGGUUUGUUGAGACACAGAGAGGGUCCGAGGGCCAGGAAAAUGAAUUGAAAUCUGCAGCUGGCAGAAGUGGGGGAGGGGGCAUCUUUGACAUAUGCCAGAGACCAUGAAUGGGAGGGCAACAACGAGUCUAUGGGGGUGAUAUUAGCGGAGAUGCAUAGCAGUGACCAUGAAGAGUCCACAUCCUGGAGCAAGGCAGGACCCCCCAGUGGAGACUUAAGGACACCAACUGAACCAAAAAUCUUUCCACUCAAUAUUUGACCUAUGAGAAAUGCAAGCACAAAGAUGGAGCAGAGACUGAGGAAAUGGCCAAACUAUACCCUGCCCAACUUGAGACCCAUCCCACAGGCAAGCACCAAUCCCUGACAUUACUGAGGAUACUUUGUUAUACUUGCAGACAGUAGCUUAGCAUUAUUGUCCUCUGAGAGUCUCCAUCCAGCACCUGAUUGAAGCAGAUGCAGAUACCCACAGCCUAACAUUGGACAGGGCUCAGGGAGUCUUUUGGAAGACUUUAGGAAAGGAUUGAGGGCCUCCAAAGGAACAGGAAGUCCAUAAGAAGACCAUCAGAGUCAAAUAACCUGGACCCUAGGAGACUCUGAGUCUGAGCCACCAACCAAAGAGUAUACAAAGGAUGGACUGAGCUGAGCAGUGGUGGCGCACGCCUUUAAUCCCAGCACUUGGGAGGCAGAAUCCCAGCCUGGUCUACAGAAUGAGUUCCAGGACAGCCAGGGCUACACAGAGAAACCCUGUCUUGAAAAAACCACAAGAGAGAGAGGGCGGGCGGCGGGGGGGAGGAUGGACCGAGGCCCCAGCCCUGUAUGUAGUGCAUGUGCUAUUCAGUCUUCAUGUGGGUCCCCUAACAACUGGAGCAGAGGAUAUCCCUUAAGAUUUUGCCUGUCAGUUCAACAUGUUCCUAUAACUUGGCUGCCUUGUCUGACCUCUGUAGGAGAGGAUGUGCCUAACCCUGCAGAAACUUGAUAUGCCAUGGUUUUGAGAUACACAAGUGGUUCCCACACUCCCUGGGGAAACAAAAAGGCAUCAGAGAUGAAGGAUUGUGUAAGGUGGAAUGAGGAGGGGUUAGCAAUUGAAAUGUAAAUUAAAUAAAUAAAUGUGAAAAAUGAACAAAUAUGUAUAAAUAGAAUAAAAAUAUAGAAAGCAGCCCAUUUUUAAAUUUUGCUCUACUCAAUAUCUCAGGGCAAAACCUGAGUAAGAAAGAUUUUUGGCCAAAAUAUCACACAAACGACCUCUAGCUAAAUUCUUCAGAGUCUAUUUUCCACGGAAAUAUUAUGACCUCAACUUCCUCUGGCUGCAAUACUGUCAACACUCCAAUCUUCCAGGUCCUAUGAGAACAACUGAUUAAGCUCUAUGUACAGCUUUGACUUUUGCCAUCUCAAUUUCUGAUAUUUUCCACAUUCCUUCAAAAGAGAACAUGAAUUCUGUCCAGCAGUAAAAUUACCUUUUUCUUUUAAAAAGAGAUUUAUUUAUUUUAUGUAUGGCGGGUGAGCAGGGUACAGGGACAGAGAGGGUCCUGAGCAGCACUGAGUACAACAGUAAAGAAUAUUCUGGAGACUGUAUUGGAGGAUAGCUCAUUUGUUAGGAGGGGGAGGGGAUAUUUAUACCCUAAGGAGAAUGGACAGUCAAGCAUUGGCUGGGGCAAGAACAUUGAAGGUGCACCCUUUGCAUACUCCAGUACAGCCAGGGGUCAGGAGAAAGAACCUUAUAAGGUCAUACACAAAGGAAGUCAAGCCCUGAAUGUUUCAGGUCCAGCACUCAGAUAAAAGGCAACCAGCCCUCAUUAUCCUGGAGACACAUGAGUUUAUUAGUUGCUACAAGCACCAGGACAAUUUGUGCCUAGGAAGCCAGGUUGCUGGGAUUUGUUGGUGCCAGAGGGAGGAGGCAGGAAGUGGGGGAGGGGCAGCCAAAAUCUUGUCACUCUCAGGAUGAGAAAAUCCAGUGUUUGGGGCAUGCUUUGACCCCUUCUCAGCUCCAGGCCAACCCUGCAUCUCUUCAGAGUGUAUACUUUGAGAGCAGAGAAGUCAUACUAUACUAGGUUGAGUUAAUAUAAUUGUAAAAUGGUCUUUACACAAGGAACAUCCCUUUGGACCUCAAGACUCUCAAGAGAUAGACUUUCUAAGUGUGCUAAGUGUGGAAGAGUCUUUCCCAGAAAAGAUUCCUCACAGUACAUUUCAGAAGUCAUAUAGGAGAAAAAUGACAGAAGUGUGUUCUUUGAUAUGUUGUCCUCGUUACAUCAAAGGCUUUCUACCACACUCGGCCUUCAGGAGACAAACACCAGAGAAUUCAUACUGAGAGAACUGUAGUGUGUAAGCCUCUAUGUAUACUUGCUGCACACUCUGGGUAUUCAAUGUAAGAGGAUUCACACUGGAGAACUCUCCAUGGGGAAAGUUAAUUUUGUGAUCUUUCAACAGCAGCUUUACCUUUUUUUUUUUUUUUAGACAAGGUCUCAUGUAUGCCAAGCUGGUUUCAAGCUCACUAUGUAGCAUUGAACUGCUCACCUUCCUACCUCUGCCUCCUGAGUGCUGGGAUUGAAGAUAAUAAUUUUAAAGACACGCUUUUUAUUUUAAACCAGGAAAUUCAAAUAUGUUAGAGAAAUAUCAUUACAUAUAAUAAAUAUGGAAGUAGAGUAGAAAUUAAAUUUUAUUUGCCAUUAGAGAUAAACUAUAAAGAUGGGGAAAGUUGCUCUCUUGUUCUCUUACACCUGUUUCCUGCUUGCUUCUCUCCCUAUGGUCAUGGCUGGCUUCUACUUCCCUACUCUGUCCCUCUCGCUGCCUUUCUCUGCCUCUACUACCCUUUUAACUCUCCUCUCCAUGCCCUGAAUAAACUUUAUUCUAUGCUAAAAACAAACAAACAAACAAACAAAACAGAUGGGGAAAGUUGAAAAGAUUUUUGGGCCAUAAACAAAUAAAUUACCUAAAUUCAUGAAGACUGUCAACAUGGCUUCCUUAGGUCACAGACAAGCAGUUCUUUACUAAAAGCCUCCUUAUUUUGUCUCAAAAAAAAAAAACCAACUAGCCAGGCAUGGUGGCGCACGCCUUUAAUCCCAGCACUUGGGAGGCAGAGGCAGACGGAUUUCUGAGUUCGAGGCCAGCCUGGUCUACAAAGUGAGUUCCAGGACAGCCAGGGCUAUACAGAGAAACCCUGUCUCGAAAAAAAACAAAAAAACCCAAACAAACAAAAAAACAAACAAAACAAAAAAAACACCAACUAAUGGGACUCAGGGUCUGAUGAUUGUCUGACAAAAAUUAUUGCAAUGGAUAAUCAAUGCAAAUGCUAUCAACAACAACAUAUCUUGCUUCAUCAUAGAUAAUAAAAAACCAUCAACCUUGAAGAUUCAGAAAGAUCAUACAUCCCUUAGCAUAUUCUUCAGGAUCAAUGUAUAUAUGACUUUAAAACAUUUGAAGAAGGCUCAGGUUAUAGCAUCAAUUUCUGCUGCAUAUUCUGUUUUCAUUACAAACAACUCAGAGUAUAAUAACUUAUCAAUGUGUUUGUUGUCAGUAGCAUUUCACUAUUUAUUUAGGGGUGCAACUUCUUAGUUCUAAUAGCAAACCAACAUCUAGGCAGAAUUAAAGACAUACCAUUGUCUUGAAGUGUUCAGAUGCCAAGAAUAAUGAUAAGUUCAAACCAAAGCCCUUACAGAAAAAUGGAGAGUAGACACAGCACUAGUUUCUGUUCAGAAAUCCUAAGUAUUUGAGGAAAGAUUCCUUCCAGUAACAAAAGGACAGCAGUUUUAGAAUAUUAUCCUCUUCACAGAUAGCAUUCAUACAUGAGAGUAAACAUUUUCAAACUGGCAAAGAUUUGAAAACUAUCCCUUUCAAGGAGAAAUUCCCCAAGACAACAUAACAGUAAUAACUCAUAAUUAUAUGUGAACCACAUCCUAAAAGACAUGUAUCAGGGGUGUUCUCUAUAGAUAUUUUAGUCCUAAGGAGGUAAAACCUGCAAGAACUUCAGUAGCCCUUCAAUACUACAGGGCAAAAUGUGAUACAGAUACACAGUGAAAUACUCAGAAGUUAGUGAACUACUGAUAUAGUAACUAGCAUAAACUUAAAAACACUGUGGAGUGCAAAGCCAGAUGUAAGAAAAUGAAAAACUUUUUAGUGGGGGGAAAAAUCAAGAUAGUAGUUACCUUUAUACUGUACAGGGUGUUUGGAAGUUGUACAGUUGUGAUAUAUAUAAUGGACACAUACAUAUCUCUAUAUAUUAAAUCCAUUGAGGGAGUUUGUAAGGAUGACUCAGCAAAUAAUAGUACUUGCUACUCUUGAAGAUGACCUGUGUUAAUUUUCUUUUUUUUUUAAAGAUUUAUUUAUUUAUUAUAUGUAAGUACACUGUAGCUGCCCUCAGACACUCCAGGAGAGGGAGUCAGAUCUCCUUAUGGAUGGUUGUGAGCCACCAUGUGGUUGCUGGGAUUUGAACUCCUGACCUUCGGAAGAGCAGUCGGGUGCUCUUACCCACUGAGCCAUCUCACCAGCCCCUGUGUUAAUUUUCAAUACCCAUGCUUGGUGGUUCCCAACUCCCAGUAACUCUAGUUACAAGGGACCUGAUAACUUCUGACUUCCAUGGGUAUCCAUUUGUUCACAGUACACACAAACGCAUACUGGCAGACAAACACAUAAGUAAGAACAGAUUUUUAGAAAAUCCGUUGAAGCUGGGCAUUAUGGUAGAGCAGAAGGGAGAUAGGAGUCAUGAGGUCAUAGUCAUCUGAGCUACACAGUAAUGUGAAGUCAACUUAGGCUACAUGAAAUAUUGUCUCCAAAAAAAGAAAAACAAAACAACAAUGACAUUGAUUUGCAAAGAUGAGGAAUUUAUACCUGUCAAUACACACACACACACACACACACACACACACACACACACACACACACACACACACACACACACAUAUAUAUCUCAAUCAUAUAGCCUGCAUGUAUGUCAGUGUACCACAUGUAUGCCUGGUGCCCUCAGAAGCCAGAAGAGGGUGUCAGAUGACCUGACACUGGAAUUACAGACAGUUGUAAGCCACCAUGUGGGUGCUAGAAAUGGAACCCAAAUCCUCUGGAAAACCAGCCAGUGCUCUUAACCACUGAGCAAUGUUCAAGCCCACAUAUAUCAGUUUAAAAAUAGUUUUGGUUUGGUUUGCUUUGUUUUUUUUUGAGGUCAGGGUUUACUAUGUAUCACAGAUUAGCCCAAAACACCAUAUGAAGUUCAGGCUGAUGUUGCAUUUGCCUCCGUUCUACCUCAGGAUCCACAUGCUGGCAUCACAAAAGUGGACUACCAUACCAAGCCAUUUUAAAACUAGAUGCCAGGGCUAAAGAGUUGGGUGAAUAAUUAAGAACAUUUAUUACUCUAUCAGAGAGCUGGAGUACGGAUCCCAACACCCACUUUGGGCUGUUCCCAAAUUCCUGUUCCAGAGGAUCUAACAUCUGCUUCUGGCCUCAAAGAGCACCUGCACACACAUGUGCACAUAUACAUACAAACAAAUACAUAUAAAAUUAAUCUUUAGGAGCUGGAGAGAUGGCAUACUGUUCUUGCAAAGAACUCAAAUACACUUCCCAGCAUCCAUAUUAGGAAAUGUUACAACUGCCUGUGUCCCUGUGUUUCCAGUUCCAGGGGAUAUGCUGUUUCUGGACUCUGCAGGCAUCUGCACUCAUAUGCACAUUCACAUUCGCACAUACCCAUGAUUUUAAAAUAAUAAAAUAUUUAAAACUAAAUGCCAAUUAAUGAAAGAGUUUCAUAUUUCAAUUUUAAACAAACCCAAACAAAAAGCAAACACAAAAAUGGAUCUUAUUUUAUAGGUGAGAUUCUGUAACUAUUAAUAGUUACCCUACCUGGGACUAACACCAUCAGAGAAUUUGUCAUUCAUAUGCUUGGAGAGUUAGAUCAAAAAUAGCGAUAUAACAUUAGUUUGAUCUAGUAGUUCAGCAAUCACUCCAAACACCAAUUUCCAUCUUUCCCUUAGGCUGCCUUAAUAUUGAUUAUCUUUUUUUUUUGUUACUGUGUAUGGUUGUUUUGCCCACUUUCAUGCCUGACUCUCCAAGAAGACCAAAAAAGAGGAACUAGAAUUACAAACAAGUGUGAGCCACAACAUAGGUGCUGGGAAUUGAACCUGGGUCCAGUGGAAGCACAGCAAAUGUUCUUAGCCUCUGAUACAUCUCUCUAGCUCCAUAUAUGACUUGUUCUUGUAUUAGCUCCCAAUUACAUGACAGCUGCCAACACAGGCAGAAUGUACUUCUUCUUGCAUUCCUAUGGCUACUUUAACUCCAUUACUACAAACUUAGUAUCUUAAAACAAGAGAUAAACCUUAAUAAAUAUUUUUUUUCUUGUACUCUGGAGGCCAUAAGUAUUAAAUGAGCAUUACUGUCUGAAAUUAAUGAGUUGGUAGGGUUAAGCUCCACAUGAAGUCUUCAGGAGAAAAUUAAUUCCAUGCCUCUACCAGCUCCUGGUGGUUGCUCUCAUUCUUUGGUUUAUGGAUACAUAACUAUAAGCUUUGCCUCUGUGGUGACAACUCCUUUUGUGUACAUAUAUGUGUGUGUUCAAAUCUCUCUGCUUGCCUCUUAUAAAAGCACGUGGCUGCAUGGGUAAUCCAGGAUAAUCUUCCCAACACAAACACAUUUAAUACUUAUGUAAAGACUCUGGUCCUUUAUGAGAAUAAUAGUCACAGGUUCCAGGGAUCAGGCCCUGACAAUUUUAGAGGCCAUUUUCUAACCAAACAUAUUUUCCAAAUCUUUAGUCAAAACUAUAGGCUUCCCAGUUUGUGCUCAUUCAUUUAACCCAAUUGCCACUAAGAUACAUUUCAGUGAGUGGUUCAGAUCAGAGUAACAUAUAGGUCUGUGGAUUAACUUCAGAGACAGGGGAAACAGAAUAAAUCAUAUGGCUACACUGAGGACUAACCCCUGUUGCUAGACGGCCAGGCAUCCUCAUCAUGGCUUCCUAAUAGAGCACCUAGACAAGGGAUGAGUCAGGUGGUCUCAUACACAAACCCUAAAGAUGUUCCUCUCACUCACUAAGAAUCCUUUGAAAUGUGGCUUCCUCCCUAGUUGGAGGAAAUACCCUUUCUUUUCCCCUUACCUACCAGGGAAAGCCAUCUUUCCUUUCAAGCACUCCCAAAUUAAGCUUUCUGCCAGGGAGAAGGAAAAGAGGAGAAGGGAAAGAGGAAAUGGGAAAAGAAUUGAAAGAGGGGUGACUGGGAGAAGAGGGGGCUGAUAUUGGGAUGUAAUGUGAAUUAAUUAAUUAAUUAAUCAAUUAAUUUUUAAAAAGACAGACUUCCUUUGUGGAACAGCCCUGGCUGUCCUGGAACUUGCUUAUGCCUCCCAAGUGCUGGGAUUAAAGACAUGAGCCACCAUAGCCAUGUGAGAAGACACUUUUAAUCAGGAUCUUUUGAGAUCAAAAGAUGGUCAAAAAAAAGGUGGUCAAAAGAUCCACCUUUAACCUCAGCCACACCUUCUGCUGACAUUCUCUAUAAAGGACAUGGAAGAAAGAAAUUCUCACUCUUUGUCUGUUUGUUCUUGCUCUCUCUGGCAAAUCCACUAUGUCAAUGGCAUUAGAUCCUACCUGUUUGGGAUUCUGAUUCAUACAGCUGAGACAUCCAGCCUUCUAGACUGAACAAGUACUGAAUGUUUGGAUCUUCCAUUGGUAGAUAGCUAAUGUUUGCCUAGUUGAACCACAGCCUGUAAGUCAUUUUAGUAAAUCCCCUCUAUCAAUGGGUGGAUGGAUUAUUGAUAGGGUAGAUAGAUAGAUAGAUAGAUAGAUAGAUAGAUAGAUAGAUAGACAGAUAGACAGAUAGAACAAUCCAUUCAUUCAUUUGUCCAUUCAGUUGUUUCUCGGAGAAACCUAAUAGAGUCAUCAAAAGAGUCCUUGCUGGGGCUGUCAAGAGAGUUCAUCACAUCCACAAAAGAACAUUUGUGAACAAGUAAUUUUUGUGAACAUUUCUCCUUUAGUUUGAAUCCAACAAAACAAAGGUCAAGAUGCCAAGCCUCUACAAAGCCCCAUUGUAUUAAUAUUUGAAAUUUUAUUGAGUCUAAUGAGGAAGAGAAUAAAUGACACACAUGGGCUUCUAAUUCUGGAGCACAAGCAUUUUCAACUCUGUAAGUUUACUCAUGCAUCUCAAAAGUUAUUCUCAAUAGGUCAAGAGGUUCUCUGCAUGUCCCAACAAAUUAACAUUUUAUUUUUAUGAUUCUACUAUUAAAGGACCCUUUACCCCAAUAUUGUUUAAGUUACUGUAGUUUGUGCAUACAUGUGAAAAUUAAUUUAUGAAUCUUAUGUUCUUAUUAUGCCUGGUUUACUUUGAUUUCACUGACUUUGAAAAGUUUUCAACUGGGCUGAACAUGGUGGCACAAAACUUUUAUUCCAGCACUCAGAGGCAGAGGUAAGUAGAUCACUGUGAGUUGGAAGCCAGCCUGAUAACCAUAAUAAGUUCCAGGCCAGCCAGGGCUACAUACUGAGACAAAAAAAAACAAAAAAAAACAAAAAAAAAAAGAAAGAAAAAAAAGAAAGAAAGAAAGAAAGAAAGAAAGAGAGAAAGAAAAAUAAAUCAUAUUGGAUUUUUAAGUAUGUUUUCUAUUUCUUUUACCUUUCCCCCAAUAGUUUUAGCACAUGUCUAUUUUAUCUAUUUACAAAACAAGAACAUCUAAAAUUUUUAAAUCAAAACUGCUAAUAUUUCCUUUUGUUCUGGAUGUGUAUAACCAUUCACAGGUAUGUAAUAUAUAAGUAAACAAGAAAAAAAAAAAAACCCCAGAAACUAGAAAGCAAAGUUUGAUCCAGACUUUAGGUUCGUCCUACUGGAUACAAUCCAGUCCACCACCACCACUAGGAGCACACCUUAACCUUGAGAGACCAGUAACCCUGUCCACUCUAGAAAUGUGGACACAAUCUCCAGAACCUGCAGAUGGAAGGACAGAACCAAACUCCUCAAGUUACUUCCUGUACACACUACAUAUGUUGUGGUGCCGAAAUACAAACAUGCACAAUAAAUAAAUGUAAGCUCUUUAAAAAUCAAUUUUCAAGCCACUGAGAUGGCUCGUCAAGUAAAACACUUCCUACUUAAUCUGCCCACCUAGGUUCUAUUCCUGCAACCCACAUGAAGGAAGGACAAAACCAAUUCCUGAAAGCUUUCCCCUGACUCCACAUGUACACUGUGGUAUGAAUGUGCAUGUGCAUGCGCGCACGCGCGCGCACACACGCACACACACACACACACACAUAAACACACACACACACACACUAAAUCAAACAAAAAAAUUAAUGAACUGUUUUGGUUUGUUUGUUUUUCAAGACAGGGUUUCUUUCUCUGUGCAUUCCUGGCUGUCCUGGAGCUCACCCUGUAGACUAAGUAGGCUAGGCUUGAACUUACAGAGAGCCACCUGCCUCUGCCUCCCAAAGUACUGGGACUAAAGGUGUGCAACACCACCACCCAGCUUUAACAUUUAAAAAUAAGAACCAACUUUUAACUGAAAAGAGAACUUGCCUCCUUAAAAUAAUAAAGCUCUCUCUCUAUUGAACCAUUGGAUGAUCCUCAUAAACAAACUCACACUGACAUCUAAAAUAAAACCCGUCGGUCAAUGACUAUUUUCCACAACUCUGUCACACAAUAAUAGUCUGCCAAACAGCCAGGGUUAUUUAAUUUGAAAUAUUAAAACAGGAACCAAUUACUUAUUCAAUGGGUAUGGUCCUUCUGAAAGCUACGAGAUUCUAAGGAGGGCUAACGAUUUAGCUCAGUCAUCGGUGUUUGCCUAAUAUGCCACAAAGCUCUGAGUUCCGAUACCAGCACCACAGAAAGAUGAGCACCGUGGCCCACAUCUGUACUCCUUGCUCUAGGAAGGUGCAAGCAAGAAGAUUAGGAAUUCAAGGUUAACCUUAACUACAAAGUUCAAGGACAGUCUGGGAUAUAUGUGAUCCAGGAUGAAAUGGAAUGAAUGAAUGAAUGAAAAAUUCCAAGGAAGUAUUAUCAUAGUAAAAGUGGCAUAAUAAUCUGAGUCAAUACCAAAUAUAAAAAUUAAUUGCAGAAAAAAUUAACAGGGCUAGAGAGAUGGCUCAGCAGUUAAGAGCACUGACUCUUCUUCCUGAUGUCCCGAGUUCAAUUCCCAGCAACCACAUGGUGGCUCACAACCAUCUGUAAUGAGAUCUGACGCCCUCUUCUGAUGCAUCGGAAGAUAGCUACAGUGUACACAUAUACAUAAAAUAAAAUUUAAAAAAACAUUAAGAACAAUAUGUAGUCUAUUUUAGCCGUAAGAAUAAGAAGCAUGACCACAGUUAGACACAGUGUUGCCAACCCUAUUUAGAAACCUCAAAGGAAUACAUAAACCCUGGGUUGAGAAGGAUAGGUCGCUAGGCUCUAGGCAUCAGUAUGUCUGGAUCCCAAAUAAGACAAGAUUACAUAAAUCAGAACAGAAUAUAAAGAGACCCUAGGAAUAGAAUACUAGACAGUAUAAGGAACACAACAGAAUUCUUUGUUGUUCUGAGCUGUCUAGAGUUACAAACAUACCAAAUUAUGAUCAGGGGCAGACUUCAGGUUCCCCCAAUCUAAUCUGCCAAUAGGAACAAACCUAGUCACAGGUUACCUAAUAACUGGCAUUACCAGAACCCACAUCCUCUUGAUGUGUAUCGUACAAAUGAAUCCCUGUGUGUGAUCAAGCCAGCUCAGUCAGUCAACAGGGUCUCAAGGGAGGGAGUGAGGAUUGAAAAGAAAAAGACAAUUAGACUUAAUACCACUCAAACCUGUGCAGAGGCUGAAGUGGGUUUAUUUUUCUCCAGUCUGUUUUUAUGCCAUUCUAAGUACAUGCAGAGAAUAAGGUCAGUUUUCAGUCAAGGAACAAACAAGGCAAUAAACAAGGUCCCGUGGUAUUCAGGGACUUACAAGAUGAUCAAGAUCUUGAGCCUACUUUCUUGUCCUAGCCCAAAGUCAAAUUCUUGCCUGAGCCUACUUCUGUGUUCUAGUCUAAUGUCAAAUUUCUGCCAAAUUCCUAGAAGCUGCCCUAAGAGCUCUCCAUAUGCAUGGAUAUUUACAGUUAGCCUCCCUGGGACUGAGGGUAAUUUUAAUUCUCCUCAUACAUCUCUGAUCCUCCGUGUCCCUUUGUAACUGGUCUUUGCUACUUUGUCGGUUCUCUUUUUCCUCCCAUUAUUAUCCUUACCCCCCUUUCUACCCCCUAACACUAGACAGGAAAGGAACAAGAGUAGAGGGGAGAGAGUGAUUAGGAAGAUCCCCGAAUCUGAUUUCUUUUCUCUUGCUUCUCCUUUGGCCUCAGCUACUAACAAACUACAACCAACCUCCUCCCUAUACAACCAACAACUGGCCCACCCCAGCCCCCAGCCUAUCGGGCUCUAACAUUUAUAUACCCUCUGAAAAGUUCCCAGAGUUCCAAAUAUAACACAAUUACCAAAACUCUGCUGCAGACAGAACCGCGAUUCUGCUAGAGCACAAGGCAAAUAAAUCAUGGUCAGUUGCUUCAGGCAGUCGGAAGCAGCCCUACGUCCCUAUACCCGGAAUCAAAAUAAAAGCACCUUCUUAUAAUAUUUGGUUUUUUUUUUUUUCAAGAAACCAAAAUUCUAGAAUUUUCACUACAUCCCUUCCUCUGCUGGGGAAAACUGGAGAGGACAUUUAGUGUAGCCUACCAUAUCCUUCAAGUCCACCAGGUCUCCACACUUACCACCUAAACGUUGUAAGACCAUACAACCCUGCCUAAACCAUACAACCCUGCUCACUCUACAGAUCUGGACGCAAACGCCUGUCCUCUCAUAGAAACGAGUAAAAUUUUAAUUCCAAUGCCUAAUGGCUUUCUGUUUCUACGGUUUAGUCCUUUCUUCCUCUCCCUUUAAGGACACCGCUGAAACUACAGCACGAUUGCAUUCUUUUCUCCUUCCCCUAAGGAAACUCGGUUAAAUGACUUUGUCUUCUCUUGCCUUCGACCCACAGCCAGUCCCCAUCCGGGUCCCUCCCCUCUACACUAGUCGAGCUGUGUAUUCUGUGUGUCCCCUCCUUCCGCCCUCCUUCCGCCCUCCUUACUCUGCUACAAGGCGAGCAUCCCCCAGCCGAUCUAACACCAGCACUUCUUCCGGUUUGUCCAAGUUCAUUUGCUCCUGUUAGUGGGUUCGACUCCCUCCUAGUCUCGGUCUCUGUCCACGGAGAUGCUUAGCAUCUUAGUAGCCUCCUUCAAAGGCUUCAUCCUAGUUCUUUAGCAGCCAGUAGCAGACGCUUACGGACUUCGGCUUAGCCUGCCAACAGGAAGGACGCCAACAGAUUGCCGCCGCUCGACGUCCGCGGGGGCGCCUGGGAGUUGUAGUCCGGACCAGCGAGCCGACUCAGGGGCUAGACCGACAGGCAAGAGCCAUUGUGUUUAUCGCAAGCACUCGUAACGCUGCGUGAAAGCCCGUCGGGGACAACUCCUAUCUUCUGUUUCAUUUGCAGCCUCCGGAGUCCAGUGUCGGCUUCGUUAGUGGCUCCACUUCUAUGGACCCCGGAGAAGGUGUGUAGUCGUGGGUCCGGAUCCUGAGGAGGCAUCCCGUUCUAGAUGGGGAACACGGUUUAAGAAAACCGACCGCAUUCUGGAUUGGAGGACAUCAACCAUCCCCUCUCGGACGAUCAGCAUUCUGCCUCCUACCGCUAGAGAACACUGAGGACAGUAUGGCUUCCACGCUUCCAACAACCUGGCCCCAUGAAUCUGUGAAGUUUGAAGAUGUAUCACUGAGAUUUACCGAGGAAGAGUGGGCACUGCUAGAUCGCCAACAGAAGUGCCUGUACAGGGAAAUCAUGAUGGAGAACCUCAAUAACAUGAUUUCAGUAGAAUGCUCUGGGCAUUCUCUGGACCCUGAAAUGAAUUCCUUUCCUGCUGAGAGUCCCCUGAUGAAGAUUAAGGUUGUUGAGGUCCUUACAUUGAACAAGGAUAUGGCUGGUCCCCGGAAUGCCCUGAUUCAAUCCCUCUAUCCAGAAAGUGGGGAAGACUUGAACCCAGGUAACCUCAAGCCAGCUCAACAGCCAAGCAAGCAUUUGACUGACACUGAAGCUUCGCGACAGAAGUUCCGACAUUUCCAGUAUGAAGAGUCAGCUGGUCCCCAGAAGUCUGUGUCCCAGCUUCGUAAGCUGUGUCACCAGUGGCUGCAGCCCAGUACACGUUCAAAGAAGCAGAUCCUAGAGUUGCUGGUGCUCGAGCAGUUCCUGAAUGCAUUGCCUGAGAAGCUUCGGGUAUGGGUAGAGUCGCAGCACCCAGAAGACUGCAAAGCAGUGGUGGCUUUGUUGGAGAAUAUGACCUCAGUGUCUAAGGACGAUGCUUGGCUUGCCUGUUCUAGUGAAGCCACUGAUGAACUAAAGGAGAAAAGGAAGGAUGUAGCCACCUUACCAGUUACUGUACCACCUGAGGCGCCGGUGACUUUCCAGGAUGUGGCUGUAGACUUCAGUCAGGAGGAGUGGCAGCUACUAGGUCCAAUGCAAAGGACCAAGUAUCAUGAUGUGAUGCUAGAGACCUUGGGCAACUUGGUGUCUGUGGGGUGGGAGCCUACGUUGGGAAACAGAGAGUUAACUCCAGACUCUCCCAUACCUGUGGUAAAGCCAAUUCAUGACCCAAACCCAAAAGAUCUCUCGAGGAAUCGUACCCAGUCUACCCUCUUUGAAAGUAUCUCACCAGAUGAGGUCCAGGGAAGGCACACCAUAGAAUCAAAUCCAGUGGGGCUUCUACAGGAAAAAGGCCACCCUCAGCAGAAGCUCUCUGAAAGCUCCAAGUCUCAGAACCAAACUUGUAUUGACAAAAGCCAGUGCUCACUCAAUGAAGUUCUUCCUAGAAAUCAUGUAAAAGUUAAGCAGAAGGGCACGGGAAAGGGGAAAGGCAGGACAAACACCAUUUCCAUGACAGGAGGUUUACGCAUAAGAAAUCAGCAGAAGGACUCCGUGGAGUGGCGAGACAGGAGUGGCAGCACUCCUGUGACACAUGGCUCCUCUAUAAAAAACCAACAAUUGGGUUCUGAGCAGGGAAAAACUCAGACCAGCAGAGAUCCCAUUACACUUGCUGUGCCUGCAGAAUUUUACCAGGAAGCCACUGGCUCUGAAGAGGGUAGGUUUAGGAACAGUAGCAAUGCCAUGGCAGCUGAUGCACCUCCAAAGAUUCACCAGAAAGGCCCUGAAUGGCAUAAAGCUGGGAAAAGUAACAAUUCCAUGUUACAAGGUUCAUCUGCACAAAAUCACCAGAUGGGGUCUAGGGCAGGAAGAGCCAGGGACAACAGCAUCUUAACACAUGUAAAAAUUCACCAGAAAGGCUAUAAAGAAGGCAAAAUCCAAGGAAACAAUAAUUACUUGAAACAUGUAAAACCUCACCAGAAGGGUUCUAAAGAGGAAAGACUCAGGGAACUUAGCACUUGUCAAAAACAUGUCCCCUAUGUAAAACAACACCUAAAGACCUCAGGAAGAGGAAAAGGCAGGAAAAUCAAUGCUUCCAUAAAAUGUGGUCCCUAUAUAAAAACUUACUAUAGAGGUUCUGAUGUGGGAAGGCUCAGGAGAGCCAACAAUUGUAGGAAAGCCAUCAGCCGGCAUGCUCAGCAGAUAUCCUUUAUAAAAAUUCACAAGGGGAGCCAAAUUUGCCAAUGCAGUGAAUGUGGUAAAAUGUUCCGGAAUGCUAGGUAUUUCUCUGUCCAUAAGAAGAUCCACACAGGAGAGCGGCCUUACAUGUGUAUGUCCUGUGGGAAAGCAUUUGUUCAGAGCUCCUCCCUCACACAGCAUCUUAGAAUUCACAGUGGAGAGAGACCCUUUGAGUGUUCAGAGUGUGGGAGAACUUUCAGUGACCGCUCAGCUGCCUCUCAGCACCUGAGAACUCAUACUGGAGCUAAGCCCUACCAAUGUCAGCACUGUGGGAAAGCUUUCCGCCAGAGUUCCCACCUCACCAGGCAUGUGAGAAUUCAUACUGGGGAGCGACCUUAUGUGUGUACCAAGUGUGGGAAGGCAUUCACACAGAGCUCAAACCUUAUUGGGCAUCAGAAAACACACAGAAAGAAGUUCAAGAAGCAGCCUAAAUUGUAGACUUUGUGCCUUUCAGAGCACUAUUGUUUCAGCAUUGAGAUGUACCAUGCAGUCACUGAGUAUGAUAGGCUUUGGAUAAGGAGAGCCCCACACCUUAAGGACAGCACGGGAAACCACCUAGCAGGCAGCCAGUGAAACCAUCAGGGAGGUUGUUUUGUUUUUUUUUUUAAGAUAGUUUCUUCAUUUACAUUUCAAAUGCUAUCCCCGAAGUCCCCUAUACCCUCCCCCCACCCUGCUCAUCUACCCACUCCCACUUCGUGACCCUGGCAUUCCCCUGUACUGGGGCAUAUAAAGUUUGCAAGACAAAGGGGCCUCUAUUCCCAAUGAUGGCCAACUAGCCCAUCUUCUGCUACAUAUGCAGCUAGAGACACAAGCUCUGGGGGUACUGGUUAGUUCAUAUUGUUGUUCCACCUAUAGAGUUGCAGAACCCUUCAGCUCCUUGGGUACUUUGUCUAGCUCCUCCAUUGGGAGCCCUGUGUUCCAUCCAAUAGAUGACUGUGAGUAUCCACUUCUGUAUUUGCCAAGCACUGGGAUAGCCUCACAAGAGACAGCUAUAUCAGGGUUCUUUCAGCAAUAUCUUGCUGGCAUAUGCAAUAGUGUCUGUGUUUGGUGGCUGAUUAUGGGAUGAACCACCGGGUGGAGCAGUCUCUGGAUGGUUCAUCCUUUCAUUUUAGCUCCAAACUUUGUCUCUUAACUCCUUCCAUGGGUAUUUUGUUCCAUAUUCUAGGGAGGAAUGAAGUAUCCACGCAUUGGUCUUCCUUCUUCUUGAUUUUCUUGUGUUUGGCAAAUUGUAUCUUGGGGAUUCUAAGUUUCUGGGCUAAUAUCCACUUAUCAGUGAGUGCAUAUCAAGUGACUUCUUUUGUGAUUGGGUUACCUCACUCGGGAUGAUAUCCUCCAGAUCCAUCCAUUUGCCUAAGAAGUUCAUAAAUUCAUUGUUUUUAAUAGCUGAAUAGUACUCCGUUGUGUAAAAGUACAUUUUCUGUAUCCAUUCCUCAGUUGAGGGACAUCUGGGUUCUUUCCAGCUUCUGGCUAUUAUAAAUAGGGCUCCUAUGAACAUAGUGGAGCAUGUGUCCUUAUUACCACUUGGAACAUCUACUGGGUAUAUGCCCAUGAGAGGUAUUGCUGGAUCUUCCUGUAGUACUAUGUCCAGUUUUCUGAGGAACCGCCAUACUGAUUUCCAGAGUGGUUAUACAAGCUUGCAAUCCCACCUGCAAUGGAGGAGUGUUCCUCUUUCUCCACAUCCUCACCAGCAUCUGCUGUCACCUGAAUUUUUGGUCCUAUCCAUUCUGACUGGUGUGAGGAGGAAUCUCAGGGUUGUUUUGAUUUGUAUUUCCCUGUUGAUUAAGGAUGUUGAACAUUUUUUCAAGUGUUUCUCAGCCCUUCGGUAUUCCUCAGUUGAGAAUUCUUUGUUUAACUCUGUACCCCAUUUUUAAUGGGGUUAUUUGAAUUUCUGGAGUUCAGCUUCUUGAGCUCUUUGUAUAUAUUGGAUAAUAGUUCCCUAUCAGAUUUAGAAUGGGUAAAAAUUCUUUCCCAAUCUGUUGGUGACCUUUUGGUCUUAUUGAUAGUAUCUUUUGCCCUACAAAAGCUUUGCAAUUUUAUGAGGUGCCAUUUGUCGAUUCUUGAUCUUAAAGCACAGGCCAUUGCUGUUCUAUUCAGGAAUUUUUCCUCUGUGCCCAUAUCUUCGAGGCUUUUCCCCACUUUCUCCUCUAUAAGUUUCACUAUCUCUGGUUUUAUGUGGAGGUCUUUGAUUCACUUAGACUUGAGCUUUGUACAAGGAGAUAAGAAUGGGUCAAUUAGCAUUCUUCUACAUGAUAACUGCCAGUUGUGCCAGCACCAUUUGUUGAAAAUGCUGUCUUUUUUCCACUGGAUGGUUUUAGCUCCCUUGUCAAAGAUCAAGUGACCAUAGGUAUGUGGGUUAAUUUCUGGGUCUUCAAUUCUAUUCCAUUGAUCUACCUUUCUGUCGAUGUACCAGUACCAUGCAGUUUUUAUCACAAUUGUUCUGUAGAACAGCUUGAGGUCAGGCAUGGUGAUUCCACCAGAGGUUCUUUUAUUGUUGAGAAUAGUUUUUGCUAUCCUAGGUUUUUUGUUAUUCCAGAUGAAUUUGCAAAUUGCCCUUUCUAACUCGGUGAAGGAUUGAGUUGGAAUUUUAAUGGGGAUUGCACUGAAUCUGUAGAUUGCUUUCAGCAAGAUGGCCAUUUUUACAAUGUUGAUCCUGCCAAUCCAUGUACAUGGGAGAUCUUUCUAUCUUCUGAGAUCUUCAAUUUCUUUCUUCAGAGACUUGAAGUUCUUAUCAUAUAGAUCUUUCACUUCCUUAGUUAGAGUCAUGCCAAGGUAUUUUAUAUUGUUUGUGACUAUUGUGAAGGGUGUUGUUUCCCUAAUUUCUUUCUCAGCCUGUUUAUCCUUUAUGUAGAGAAAAGCCACUGAUUUGUUUGAGUUAAUUUUAUAUCCAGCUACUGCACUGAAGCUGUUUAUCAGGUUUAGGAAUUCUCUGGUGGAAUUUUUAGGGUCACUAUUAUAUCAUCUGCAAAUAGUGAUAUUUUGACUUCUUCCUUUCCCCUUGAUCUCUUUUUGUUGUCAAAAUGCUCUGGAUAGGACUUCAAGUACUAUAUUCAAUAGGUAGGGAGAAAGUGGGAAGCCUUGUCUAAUUCCUGAGUUUAGUGCGAUUGCUUCGAGUUUCUCUCCAUUUAGUUUGAUGUUGGCCACUGGUUUGCUGUUGAUUGCUUUUAUUAUGUUUAGGUAUGGACCUUGAAUUCCUGAUCUUUCCAUGCCUUUUAUCAUGAAUGGGUGUUGGAUUUUGUCAAAUGCUUUCUCUGUAUCUAACAAGAUAAUCAUGUGAUUUUCGUCUUUGAGUUUGUUUAUAUAGUGGAUUACAUUGAUGGAUUUCCGUAUAUUAAACCAUCCCUGCAUCCCUGGGAUAAAGCUUACUUGGUCAGGAUGGAUGAUCGUUUUGAUGUGUUCUUGGAUUCAGUUUUCAAGGAUUUUAUUGAGUAUUUUUGCAUCGAUAUUCAUAAGGGAAAUUGGUCUGAAGUUCUCUUUCUUUGUUGGAUCUUUGUGUGAUUUAGGUAUCAGAGUAAUUGUGGCUUCAAAGAAUGAACUGGGUAGAGUACCUUCUGUUUCUAUUUUGUGGAAUAGUUUGAGGAGAGUUGGAAUUAGGUCUUCUUUGAAGGUCUGAUAGAACUCUGCACUAAACCCAUCUGGUAUUGUUUUUUUUGCUGGUUUUUUUUUUUUUGUUGUUGUUGUUGUUGUUGUUGUUUGGUUGGGACACUGUUAAUGACUGCUUCUACUUCUUUAGGGGAAAUGGACUGUUUAGAUCAUUAAUCUGAUUCUGACUUAACUUUGGUACCUGGUAUCUGUCUAGGAAGUUGUCCAUUUCAUUGAGGUUUUCCAUAUUUGUUGAGUAUAGCCUUUUGUAGUAGGAUCUGAUGAAGUUUUUGAUUUCUUCAAGUUCUGUUUUUACGUCUCCUUUUUCAUUUCUGAUUUUGUUAUUUAGGACUGCCCUUGUGCCCUCUAGUGAGUCUGGCUAAGGGUUUAUCUAUCUUGUUGAUUUUCUCAAAGAACCACCUUCUGGUGGUUGAUUCUUUGAAUAGUUCUUUUUGUUUCCACUUGGUUGAUUUCAGCCCUGAGUUUGAUUAUUUCCUGCAGUCUACUCCUCUUGGGUGAAUUUGCUUCCUUUCAUUCUAGAGCUUCUAGGUGUGCUGUCAGGCUGCUAGUGUAUGCUCUUUGUAGUUUCUUUAUGGAGGCACUCAGGGCUAUGAGUUUUCCUCUAAUACUGCUUUCAUUGUGUCCCAUAAGUUUGGCUAUGUUUGGCUUCAUUUUCUUUAAACACUAAAAAGCCUUUAAUUUCUUUCUUUAUUUCUUCCUUGACCAAGGUAUCAUUGAGUAGAGUGUUGUUCAGUUUCCACGUGAAUGUUUGCUUUCUAUUAUUUAUGCUAUUAUUGAAGAUCAGCCUUAGUCCAUGGUGAUCUGAUAGGAUGCAUGGGAUAAUUUCAGUAUUUUUGUAUCUGUUAAGGCCUGUUUUGUGACUGGGUAUAUGGUCAAUUUAGGAGGAGGUACCAUGAAGUGCUGAGAAGAAGGUAUAUCCUUUUGUUUUACAAUAAAAUUUUCUGUAGUUAUCUGUUAAAUCCAUUUGUUUCAUAACUUCUGUUAGUGUCCAUGUAUGUCCAUGUUUAGUUUCUGUUUGCAGGAUCUGUCCAUUGGUGAGAGUGGGGUGUUGAAGUCUCCCACUAUUAUUGUGUGAGAUGCAAUGUGUGUUUUGAGCUUUACUAAAGUUUCUUUAAUGAAUGUGGCUGCCCUUGCAUUUGGAACAUAGAUAUUUAGAAUUGAGAGUUCAUCUUGGUAAAUUUUUACCUUUGUCUUUUUUGAUAACUUUGGGUUCGAAAUCAAUUUUAUUCGAUAUUAGAAUGCCUACUCCAGCUUGUUUCUUUGGACCAUUUGCUUGAAAAAUUGUUUCUGAGGUAGUGUCUGUCUUUGUCCCUGAGGUGGGUUUCCUGUAAGCAGCAAAAUGUUGGGUCCUGUUCGUGUAGCCAGUCUAUUAGCCUAUGUCUUUUUAUUGGGGAAUUGAGUCCAUUGAUGUUGAGAGAAAUUAAAGAAAAGUAAUUGUUGCUUCCUGUCAUUUUUGUUGUUAAAGUUGGGAUUUUGUUCUUGUGGCUGUCUUCUUUUAGGUUUGUUGAAGGGUUACUUUCUUGCUUUUUCUAGGGUGUAGUUUCCAUCUUUGUGUUGGUGUUUUCCCUUUAUUAUCCUUUAAAGGGCUGGAUUUGUGGAAAGAUAUUGUGUGAAUUUGGUUUUGUCAUGUAAUACUUUGGUUUCUCCAUCUAUGGUAAUUGAGAGUUUUCCUGGGUAUAGUAGCUUGGGCUGGCAUUUGUGUUCUUAGUGUCUGUAUAACAUCUGUCCAGGAUCUUCUGGCUUUCAUAGACUCUGGUGAGAAGUCUGGAGUAAUUCUAAUAGGCCUGCCUUUAUAUGUUACUUGACCCUUUUCCCUUACUGCUUUUAAUAUUCUAUCUUUAUUUAGUGCAUUUGUUGUUCUGAUUAUUAUGUGUCGGGAGGAAUUUCUUUUCUGGUCCAGUCUGUUUGGAGUUCUGUAGGCUUCUUGUAUGUUCAUGGGCAUUUCUUUCUUUAGGUUUGGGAAGUUUUCUUCUAUAAUUUGUUGAAGAUAUUUGCUGGCCCUUUAAGUUGAAAAUCUUCAUUCUCAUCUACUCCUAUUAUCGGUAGGUUUGGUCUUAUUGUGUCCUGGAUUUCCUGGAUGGUUUGAGUUAGGAUCUUUUUGCAUUUUGCAUUUUCUUUGAUUGUUGUGUCCAUGUUCUUUAUGGAAUCUUCUGCACCUGAGAUUCUCUCUUCCAUCUCUUGUAUUCUGUUGCUGAUGCUCGCAUCUAUGGUUCCUUAUUUUUUUCCUAGGGUUUCUAUCUCCAGAGUUGUCUCACUGUGUUUUUUUUUUUUGUUUGUUUGUUUCUUCUUCCCUUUUUAGAUCUUGCAUGGUUUUGUUCAAUUCCAUCACCUGUUUGGUUGUGUUUUCCUGUAAUUCUUUAAGGGAUUUUUGUGUUUCCUCCUUAAGGACUUCUACCUGUUUUAGCAGUGUUUUCCUGUAAUUCUUUAAGACCUUCUACCUGUUUAGCAGUAUUCUCCCAUAUUUCUUUAAGUGAGUUAUUUAUGCCCUUAAAAUCAUCUACCACCAUCAUGAGAUAUGAUUUUAAAUCUGAGUCUUACUUUCCGGGUGUAUUGGGGUAUCCAGGACUGUGGUGGGCGUACUGGGUUCUAAUAAUUCCCAGUGUUCUUGGUUUCUGUUAGUAAGAUUCUUAAGUUUGCCAUUCGCCUCUGGUAAUCUCUGGUGUUAAUGUUCUAGCUGUCUCUGGCUGGAGCUUGUUCCUCCUGUGAUUCUGUUAGCCUCUGUCAGCACUCCUGGGAGUUCAACUCUCACCUGAGUCCCAGUGGUCAGAGCACUCUCUGCAGGCAAGCUCUCCUCUUACAGGGCAAGUGUCCAGAAGUCUGGAGCUCAGAUCCACCUCCUGAGUCCUGGGGUCAGAGCCAUCCCUGUAGGCCAACUCUCCUCUGGCAAGGAAGGUGCCCUGGGGUCUGGGUCUCAGCUCCACCUCCUGGCUGAGGAUGAAGGCCCGAAGGGACCCUGUCCAAGAACUUCUGUUGCUUCUGUCACCCAUGUACUCUCCCGUGAUCACCUAGUCCUGGGUGUGCUAAGGGUCCUGCGGCGUGGAGAGUCAUGGAGAGUCCUCUGCAUCCCUUGAAGCCCUUGGCCAGGUUCACGUGGAAGAUGGCGGGGCUGGCCCCAACCGGAAUGGAUCCCAGCCUCUAGUCCGGCGGAGUUCCUUUAUCCCUCUUCCUGCUGGCACAAGACCUUCUGCGAUUCUUUGGAGCUGAUGUUGCGGUCCACUCACCCUUGAUCCCGAGGUUCUGUGGCGUGGAGCGUACUCUGGAGCCCUUGGCGGCCUCCGCCUGGUUCAGGCAGAAGAUCAGAGAGUUCUUAAUUGCUUCAUUUAUCCUCAAAAGGAAAUAAAAGAUCUGAAAAUGUGUCUAAGGUUAACAAGCUCAAGUUUCAAAAAUUGCACUGAUAUUUUUAUACAGGGUAAAGUGUGUAAGUGAACAAAACUAAAAGUAUAUAGAUGAAUGAAUAAACUAUUGUGUGGAACUUUUUUU
Mus musculus (house mouse) is the source of this 24006-nucleotide messenger RNA. RefSeq names its product zinc finger protein 369 (gene Zfp369). Gene Ontology annotation, biological process: regulation of DNA-templated transcription. The record is from RefSeq and is a predicted model, not a curated record. The coding region runs from base 14986 to 17364 and encodes 792 amino acids. Gene Ontology annotation, molecular function: neurotrophin p75 receptor binding. Gene Ontology annotation, cellular component: nucleus; cytoplasm. NCBI's taxonomy places the organism in Eukaryota, Metazoa, Chordata, Mammalia, Rodentia, Muridae. The transcript has 7 exons.